GCGCAUGCGCGCAACCAAUGAGAGGCGUAGAGGCCCGCGAUCAUCAACCAAGGCCCUACUACGCCGUAACGACGACUCACCCGUAGCGGGGCAGGGAUCACCUGCCGCGGACUCUCGGGCGGGUCUCGCGAUACCCGGAGUGCAACUGUUGGAUGGGAAAGCACAAUGGAAGUUUUGCGGCCAACACUCAUAAGAAUUGGGGGACGAAUUUACAGGAAAACCCAUGUUAGAGAACAAGCCCAUCAACAGGAAGAGGAGGACGACUUCUAUGCAGCUCCUGGAGAUGGUGCAGAUGAACCUUGUGAUGCCUUUGUGGUGGAAGAAACAGGAAGAGGUUACCGAUGUGUUGUGGACAUUCCCAGUCCUCUUUAUAAGUAUAUAAUAGGAAAGAAGGGAGAAACAAAGAAGAAACUAGAAACAGAAACCCGGACCUCUAUCAGUAUACCCAGUCCUGGUGUUGAAGGAGAAAUUGUGAUCACAGGACAACACCGGAAUGGUAUUAUUUCAGCUCGAACACGAAUUGAUGUUCUUGUUGAGACCUUUCGCAAGAAACAGCCCUUCACACACUUUCUGUCAUUUGAACUCAACCAAGCUGCAAUCCAGGAAAAGUUUCUACAGUUCAAGGAAGAAGUGUUAGAGAAGUGUUCAAAUGACAGUGGUGUCAGCAGUAGUUUGUUCCAGAAUCCAGCAAAACUCCAUCUGACUAUUGGGACAUUGGUGCUUUUGAAUGAACAGGAAAUCAAAAAAGCUCAGGAACUCCUACAGAAAUGUAAAGAAGACUUCACUGACACAAUUACUGGAGGCAAACCACUAACUAUAGAAGUAGCAGGUAUAGAGUACAUGAAUGAUGAUCCAGCUAUGAUCGAUGUUCUCUAUGCAAAAGUCUACAUGAAGGAUGGAUCUAAUAAACUCCAGCUAAUAGCAGAUAGAUUGAUGGACCGGUUUGUGACCUCUGGGCUGAUGAUGAAAGAGUGGGAUAGGGUGAAACUCCAUGCUACUGUCAUGAAUACCGUCUUUCGAAAAGAUCCUAGUGCUGAAGAACAAAAUAACAGAACUGCAGGCAAAGCUUUCAAGGAAAGGGAGUCAUUUGAUGGUCGAAAGAUAUUAAAGCUCUUUGAGAACUUCAGAUUUGGUGAAGUGCAGCUGAAUUCAAUCUUCCUCUCUCAGCGAUUCUCCACAGAUAGCUCCGGUUACUAUGCAACAUCUGGGCAAAUUACUUUCUCCUCCAGUGCAGACUCAUCUGCCCCAACAGAUUGUAUAUGAUGACAUCAGAACAGCAUGAAACAAAAGACAAUGAUGAUCUAAAUGGAUCCUGUUCCUGGGACAGAUUCAUUCUCUUCUCUUUAAUCAAGUCUUGGAAUUUUAAAAUGAUCUAAGCCCAAGGGAAAAAAUGUGGUUAUAUUAGCAAAUAAAUUGCUAUAAUUGGUUGGUGUUUUUAUUAAUGUGCAAAUGCUAGAUACAGAAGAAAUUAAUUGUAUUUGCAUUGAAUAGGGUUUAAAUGAGCUGCAGAUUAAAAAGUUCAAAUUUUCCAUUCCA
This is a messenger RNA of Sceloporus undulatus (fence lizard), 1536 nucleotides long. RefSeq names its product activating signal cointegrator 1 complex subunit 1 (gene ASCC1). Gene Ontology annotation, biological process: DNA alkylation repair; regulation of DNA-templated transcription. The record is from RefSeq and is a predicted model, not a curated record. Bases 166 to 1263 code for a protein of 365 amino acids. Gene Ontology annotation, molecular function: RNA binding. Gene Ontology annotation, cellular component: nucleus. The transcript has 10 exons. Lineage: Eukaryota; Metazoa; Chordata; Lepidosauria; Squamata; Phrynosomatidae.